This is a messenger RNA of Neospora caninum, 5544 nucleotides long. RefSeq lists its product as hypothetical. NCBI's taxonomy places the organism in Eukaryota, Apicomplexa, Conoidasida, Eucoccidiorida, Sarcocystidae. The transcript is spliced from 4 exons. Gene Ontology annotation, molecular function: diphthine-ammonia ligase activity. Bases 1 to 5544 code for a protein of 1847 amino acids. The record is from RefSeq and is a predicted model, not a curated record. Gene Ontology annotation, biological process: protein histidyl modification to diphthamide.
AUGGCAUCUCCUUCCCCCGAGGCUUCAUCUCCCUACCCGGAGGCUUCUGUUUCAACUGCUUCUUUUCUGUCUUCGUCUCCUGUCUCUGGCGUGCACGGCCAAGACUUUGUGGCGCUGGUCAGCGGGGGAAAAGACAGCGUCUACUCGAUUCGCUUUGCUCUCGCGCUCGGGCACAGACUGCGGGGCGUGGCCUAUCUGAGGCCUCCUGCCGCCGUCAUCGAAGCCGACAGCUUCAUGUACCAGUCUGUGGGGGCGGAGCUCGUGGCAGAUAUUGCCCGCUGCAUGCACGUCCCUCUAGUCGUUCGUACGAUAGACGGCAAACCCAUCGCUACUGACAGCGUCGGCUACGAAGCCACCCAAGGCGACGAAGUCGAAGACCUCUUCGCCCUCCUCCAAGAUGUUAAGACUCGCUUUCCAGCGGUCACGGCCGUCAGCGCUGGCGCGAUUCUCUCGGAUUAUCAGAGGCAGCGCGUCGAGAAUGUCUGCAGGCGCCUGCAGCUGCAGCCUUUCUUCUUCCUAUGGCACCGCGCCCAGAGCCCGCUGCUGCACGAGAUGGCAGCCUGGGGCCUCGACGCCGUGCUCGUCAAGACUGCCGCGUGGGGGCUGAACGCCCAACAUCUCGGAGAGACGAUUGGAGCUCUGGCCAAGUCCUUUGGCAAAAUGGAAAAGGAGUUCGGCUUCCACUCGUGUGGAGAAGGUGGAGAAUACGAAACGGUCGUGGUGGAUUGUCCCCUUUUCGAGGACGCCCUCCUCAUCGACCGCUGGAGACUCGUCGUCCACUCCCCCGACGCCUUCGCGCCUGUCCUUCUUCUCCAAGCACAGACGUGGCAAAGAGCAGCCAAGCGAGGGCGAAGCUCGGCCGACUCGGUCGGAGCCCAAGCGCAAGAGAGCGUGGCGAGCGAGAACGGCUUCGACGGGGGCUCUGCGCUGGAACGCGAAGAGAGACCACGACAAAGGCAGAACGCCUUUGCGUUGCCUGCUCGGGCAGCAGCCGAAGCAGCCAAACUCGCAGCCGACAAAGCGCGCAGAGAGGAGAAAGAUGGGGAGAGCACAGACUCCGCUGAAGACGACAAAGGAGAGCGCGGAGAUCGCAACAGCCACGCGGAGACGUUUGAAGGUGGCGCUCCAGGUGCAAAAGGAAGCGUCUUAACGGAGACAGAACGGUGGCCGCUCUCACGUGAUUCCGGCAGGAAUGGCCUUCCUCCCUGCGCCUGUCGCCCCGGCUUCGCCUCGGGGUCUUCGUGUCCGGCGUGUGCCUUUCUGGAAGAUCUGACUGCCCUCAAGUUCUAUCUCUCUGCCGCGUCUCCGCAACGCCUCGCACGCUGGAGCUGUCGGUACACGCGCGCGGCUGCUCAGCUCGCCUCGCUUUCUUCGCGACACGCAGCCGCCUCUUCGUCUGCACGUGCCUCCCUCCAAGGGCCCUGUCUCCCCCAGUCUCCGCCGGACGGUCUCCGUGGCGAGCAGCGGGCGACGCGGCAGCCCGCGCCCCAUCCUCGGAACGAGGCCCAGGGGACGAUAGCUGUCGACGCCGGAGAGAGAAGGCCUGUCAGGUAUCGCGUCACAGCGGAGCGCAGCGGCCAGCGCGUCCUUUUGCAUGCAGUUCUGGUUCUCGGCGAAGACGCAAAGACGGCAGAGCCUGCCGUGAGGAACGGCGCGACGCGUCACGGCGACUGCACGGUGAGCAGCCUGCCCCGCGUCCGCUGGUCUUCUCAGGUGGGAACGUCGUCUUUUUUGGAGAAGAGUGGAAACAGUGCAUGCGGAAGCGAAGCGUCCGACGGCUUCCUGCAGGAAGAACAAGAGGGAAGCGGCGAUCCGGAGAGUGGGCGGGGAAGACGCCUGCGCGGCGUCAGGAAGGCGAAGGACACCUGCGCGGUCGAAGCAACCGCGCCAGCUGACGAGAACGCGGCCGCGAGAGUCCUGCCUUCCCUCAUUGUCGGAAGUCUUCGCGAUCUGCUGGGAGCAGAGCCUCUGGGGUGGGACGCGUGUCGCCACGAGGACACAGGAAAGACGCUGCCGGAGAGAAAGGCGACAGCGAACCCGGGAAAGGUGCUGCCUGUUGCUCACCUGCUUUGCGUUGCGUUCUCGCCACUCCUGGGGAAUCCUUCGGAGACGUACUCCUGCCUGUCUGAAACCCCGACCGGAGAUUCAGCGACGCUUUGCCCUUCGCUCGCUCGCCAGCCUGGGCGAGAAGGAACCAGAGACGAACUCGAAGAACUCACGGGAGUGCGAACUUGCGGAACCGCGUGUGUUUCCACACCUUCGGAUCCAUAUCCUACGUCUUCUCCUUCGUCGCCUUCCUCUGCGGCUGGCAGUUUUUCAGGAGAGCUGUUGGACGCCCGCAGGCUUGUCGAGGAGGUUCUGCUGGCGCUGCAAGGCUCGGCAGGUCAUCCUUUUCCAGUCACGACUCUCUGCGUCCCCGCUGUGCCUGUCUCGCGAGGUCAGGAGACGGUUCCUUUGCUUCGUCUCGCGCUGGAACUCGACGAAGGCGCGCGAAACGACGAGAGCGAAAGGGGACAGCGUCUGUCUCCUGGCGCGCCUUCACUGCUCGCGGGCGAGGGCGGGGAAACAAGGGAAGGGCGGUUCUUUUUCUCUCCGUCCUUCUUCCUGCCUGAGGCGAGCCGGAGGUUUAAAGAGCCCUUUGCGACGCGCUCUCUGAACUUGUGGGUACCGCCGCUCACUGUCCUCCCGACGAUGCCUCCGCCGCUGAGAACGGCGGAUCCUUCGCUGGGCGAGAGGCGCCAGCGCGAGGAGUUGGAAGCAGGCGACUGCGACGCGGGCCGCGAGAGGCACAAAGCGAGACCGCAGGAAAGAGAAACGCGCACGCCUGGCUGUUCGUUUUCUCUCGCCAGCACUUUGUGCCAGGCUGCCACGUACACCCGUCACGAGCACCUCUGGGAGGUCUACCGAGACACGGAAAUGGGCGACGCGGGGGACGAAACGCGAAACGCUUCGACUUUGUGCUGCGAAUCUCAGCGGGGGCCAGGGAGGGAUGGACCUCAACGCCCACUGGCCGUUUCCUCCCCCUCCACCGCCCGCCACUCAUCUUCCACGCCUUCAGCCCGGCGUGCGCCUUCAGUGACUGGCCCGACGUCUCCAGCGUCACCGCGCGUUCGCUGCGUCGCGUCGACCUCUCUGCCGUACUCUGAAAUCCUUCUUGGAGGCGUGUGUGGACAUCUUCCGCACUCAGGUCUUCUGCCGCUUUCCUCUGCGUGUUCAGUGCCUGUGGGCGCCUCCGAGUCGCCUGACUCGCCUGUGGCUUUCGACCGGGACAGAACGCGAGCAGGCGAAGUUGCGGUACGCGCAGAGACGCGUCAUAAGGCAGAGUGGUCCAAGACAUCACCAGACGAUGCGACGAAAGAUGAGACGAAAGAAGAGCUAGAGACAGGAGGCGUGAACGCGGACAUCGACGAGCGCCUGCCGUCUCGGGAAGGCCUCGAUCUCGCUCUGGAAGUCGCCGCAGCGGCUCGGAACCUUCUGCACACUGCCCGACUCGCCGGGGCGGAACCUGGGAAGCCGCAGGAGGCGGGCGACGAGGGAGAAGACGAUAGCGAGAGCGACGAGGAGCUAGCGAGCGUGGAGCAGAAACGAGGGAGCGAGCGACAGAGUGGAGACUGGGAGCAUUUGACAUCCCCGUUGCCAGCGCCCCCGCCUUUGGUGUUUGCCUUUUCGAGCUUGAGGGAGGCGACGCAAGUCUCGCGAGGUCUGGUGGAGAGCCGCCGUCGCGCUUCUCUUUCCGGACGAAAGAACGAAGGAGAGGAAGGCGAGCGCGCGAGAGAGGCCGCAGAACCGCAAACUGAAGCUGGCCCUGGGCAGAAGCGCGACAAAACGACUGGAUCGGCUCUAGCGCGACGGUCCGACCUCAGGAGUCUCGCGUCUUCCGCCAUCUCGUCGCUGCUCGCGGGCGUUCGCUCCCAGCUUGAAGGCCUCCUCGACCCGCAGUUCUCGCGAUCUGCGGAAAGAGACGAGGAGCAAACGACGAGGCAGCGGCACGUUCGAGGCGGAGGCGAGAAGGAAGACGGGACGCACGUCUCGCCCGAGACACCCGCGUGCGCUCUGUGUUCUUCGCAGGACGUAAACCCUUUGGCUGCGCCUGCGUCCUCUGGGUUUGUCCUCUCGUCUCUCCCGUCCUCUUCCUCGCCGUCUUGCUCCCCUCGUUUGCCUUCUCCCUCUUCUCUUCCGUCCAACGUGUUUUGCAGCCGCUGCGUAGGGGCGACGACGCUCGUGGUGCCUGCCCAGGUUGUUUCGGUACAGGGUGGCGGGCACGUCUCGCUCUGGGCGCUCGGCGUUCGCGGGGCAGCGCGCGAGUUUUCUGGGGCCGGAGAAGGGACGCCGGCGGGGCUCUGGAGACGCGACCAACUCCCGCGGAGACAGGCCGGCGCGGGCCCAUUUGUUUCUUCGCGGCAGCGGUGCACAGACAGCGCGCAAGACUGCGACGAGGCGGCAACAGGUGAUCGCGGAAUCGUAAAUGCAGCAAAAGGGGAGAGGACGAAAGACCGCCCCAGGGAGGCCUGGAGUCUCUGGGUCUCGGGCGGCAGGGCGGGAGGCAGAUGGACGAAGACAGUCGAGGCAUCGACGAGAUCGGGCGCAGCCGACGACGUGGAGAGUCGAGCUGACAAGUCCGGCGAGCCACCGAGCGAGACGAAGGCGCCUGGACACUGGAACGUCGAAGUGAAGUUCUCAGCUCUUUUAGAAGGCGGAGACGACUCCCCACACUGCACGCGGGAAACGGAGACGGAUGCCCGUUCUUCUGGGUAUCUCGGGGCGACCUGGGCAGCGGCCGUUGUCACGGCGGCGAGGAAAGUUUCGAGGCAGUCGUUCUGUCUUGACUCGCAAAGCUCCAGGGAGGCAAGCGGCGACAAGGGGCCCAGUGGUGACAAGGAAGAAGAGAACAUGGCAACAGAGAGCGAGAGAGACACCCGCAGAGGCAAAAUCAACGGCGGCGAGACAGAUGAAAAAGACGAAGGAGACAGGAAGGAGACAGUGGGCGAGAACGUUGAAGAAUGGCUGUCUGUGCUUAUGGGGGGCGUUGUGGACGCCGUCCUCACGCUGGAUCGGUGGACGAGGCGAGACCGCCGAGAAGACACCGACUCUGUAGAGAAUCAGGGUCAAAAUAAAACGUUUGGAAAAGGAAGGCAGGAGGCGAAUCCCGACUCAGGCGAAUGUCUCUCAGAAGGCGGGAGUCACGCGCCGAAUCCUCUCGGCGACGCAGGCUGGUGCGCCUACGUUCUCUACGUUCCUCCCGCUCUUUCUCUCAGUUCCCCGGCCUCGUGGGAAGGCGGCUGCUGGGAAGCGGCCUUUCGUCGGCUUUUUUCCGAAAGGAUGGAGAAGUUGCGCGUCAAACCCCGCGAUUCCAGCUCUUCUCCGAGAGAGACAGAGCAAGCUGCCUGCGCGGCGGAUUCUGAGAAGAGAAACGCCGGCAGUCCACAAGUCUCUGUCGCACUGGUUUUCGUCCCCGUUCUUGGACUCGAGCAGGCAGAGGGGUGCGCGCCAACGGCGGCUCAGGUUGUCAUCGUCCGAGACGGAGGGCGUCUCUCCUGUGUGUAG